CUGCUGGGGCCGGUAGUCCUCGCUGUGUGCCCGGCCCGGCCCGGCCUGGCCGCCGCUUCCUUGUCCCGGCCGUGGGGAAUCGGGACCGGCGGGCUCAGAGAGCCGGGGCGCUUUGGGAUUUGUAUUUUCCUUGCUGCUUUCAUUUUGCUGCAACAACAAAAACAAGACACAUAGGGUUUCUUUUUUAAGGAAGGAUUGGUAUCUUCUAGCUACAUGACAUCAAAACCUGGGAGUAUCUGAACAACGUUGUGUAGAGGAAGAGUUGCUGUAAAAACAUGGGAGCUGAUGGCAUUGACUGCAUCAGUUGCCGUGUUGUACCAUAUUGCUGCACUGCCUGCCUGCAAACUGGUAUGGGAACUGCUGUGCUAAAAUAGUGAUCUGCCAUGGAGUGCUUUUCAAAGGAUGGUUUAAAGAAGUCAUUGCCUUGAGGCUGUGAAUUGGGUGUUUGCUGAAGCUUUUAUGUGGAAUGUACUGGUUAGCUCCUUAGCAAAGAAGCAGCCUACAAAACCAGAUAUACCUCUUCGAGUCUCAAGGUGUGGAUGAUCAUGGGAGAGCAACUGUUAAAGAACAGCAUCCUUGAUCAAUUUAUUAAUAGCCAUGAGCAGUCAUAUGAGGAAUUUCUAAGUACAUUCACAUAUCUUUUGAAAGAGAAAGAAGGAAAGACAAUUCAGGGAAGUAAAGUGGACUCCUUAAGAAAAAAAAGUUUUGCUUCUGAAUUACCAAACAGAAAUAAACAGGAUAGCUCACCUGAAAGAAGCAAAGAAAUGUGGGUGUCAUUUCCACCACGGAUGCCAAAUGAGAAUGAGGCAGUGAUGAGUGAGAGCUCAACAGCUGGUGUCUCUGAUGGAAAUAAUCUCAGUCUGUCUGAGAGAGUGAAGGUGGACAAGUACUUACACUUGGAAGAUGUAGACACAGAUGAAGAGACAUGCAGUGCAGGGUCAUUAGUUCUUCCAGGAGAGGUGGAAGAGACAGUGACUUGCUGUACACCCUUCUUUGAUAAGCCUAUUCAGCCAAAGUUCAGAGCCUGGUCAGUUCCCCAGCCAUCAGACAGCAAAGCCCAAGAGCUACUGGGCGAUGAUGUUCAACCAUUCUCCCUUGAUGAAGAAUUUGAUUAUGACAAUGUGGCACUGACCCCGAAGUUCUCUGAAGCUGAGCUGAAGGCCAUUAUAGAGUUGUCUGAAGAGAAAAUGGGUACAGAUGUCAAAUCAGCACGAGCUGAAGACUGAAUCAAAGGUGUUCUGUGCAGGGCUGUUGGAAUGACCUUUUUAUGGGAUGAAUGUAGCUCCUCGUUGUACCCUUAUUUAGUGUACUUAUCUGCAUGGCCAGUAAAUGGCAUCCCUGAAAUUUGUCAUUUAUUCCGUCAAGGUGCCUUGGAUCCUGUACUGGCUCAGGGUAGGUGUGCUGGAGAGACUUCUCCAUAGGAGCAAACCAAGUUGGUGGAUUUCAGAAUGGCAUUGUGGCUACUCUUGCUUAUAUCUCAUACUGACUCGGUUCCUGAGUAGUACAAAGCUGGUCCUAAAACUGCCUUUUACCUCAUUCUUUCAGUAACGUAAUUAAGAGCUUUUUAACAGCUGACAAAUCAGUCCAUGAACUCUUUAAAUGUAUAGAGAUAUAGGAGUGAAUAAAUCUGGGAAUAUGUUUUUUUCUCCGCGUUUUGAGUUACUUGAGUUCUGCAAAAAAUAAAUAUUCCUGUUUCCAACAAA
Onychostruthus taczanowskii (white-rumped snowfinch) is the source of this 1703-nucleotide messenger RNA. RefSeq names its product intraflagellar transport associated protein (gene IFTAP). The transcript has 9 exons. The coding region runs from base 540 to 1226 and encodes 228 amino acids. NCBI's taxonomy places the organism in Eukaryota, Metazoa, Chordata, Aves, Passeriformes, Passeridae. The record is from RefSeq and is a predicted model, not a curated record. Gene Ontology annotation, biological process: acrosome reaction; spermatogenesis. Gene Ontology annotation, molecular function: intraciliary transport particle A binding. Gene Ontology annotation, cellular component: 9+0 non-motile cilium; cytosol.